Messenger RNA from Salvia miltiorrhiza (redroot sage), 1611 nucleotides. RefSeq lists its product as uncharacterized. Lineage: Eukaryota; Viridiplantae; Streptophyta; Magnoliopsida; Lamiales; Lamiaceae. The transcript is spliced from 5 exons. Gene Ontology annotation, molecular function: FAD binding. The record is from RefSeq and is a predicted model, not a curated record. Bases 209 to 1513 code for a protein of 434 amino acids.
CAACGGAGCAGGUCCUGUUUUCACGAAGAUUGGGGCGUAUCAAGCAAGGUCUACGACUUCCUGAUCGCCAGCCCCUCGACCCAAUAGCAGCGAGUCGGGAAGAUUGUGAGGAGCUGCAGCAGAAGAAGAUGCCUUUCCUCUUUCAAGAUUUCUUCAAGGAUCAAAACACACAUACACACACAGCAAACACGUGCAUACAAACAGGUAGAUGGAGAAGGAGGAAGCAAGGAGGAAAGCAAAGGCUGUGGUUGUGGGAGGCAGCAUAGCUGGGAUAUCUUGUGCACACGCCUUGAUUGCAGCGGGGUGGGACGUGGUGGUGCUGGAGAAAACACUCUCUCCUCCAAACGGUUGUGCUACUGGUGCUGGACUAGGACUCGAUAUGGUGUCCAUGAAACUCAUAAAGAAAUGGACUCAACCCCAACUUCUCCAGCUACUGAGCUUGCCUAUGAAUAUUGAGCAUGAACAAGCAACAGAUGGUGACGAGAAAAUUACUCGGACGCUAUCAAGAGACGAGCAUUUCAAUUUCAGAGCAAUGCACUGGGCUGAUUUGCAUAGCCUUCUCUACAGCUCGUUGCAACAAGACAUCGUUCUCUGGGGGCAUUCUUUCUUGUCCUUCUGCAUUUCUGAUGAUAAAACUUCAGCCAAAGUUCAAGCUAAAGUGCUCCAAACUAAUGAAACAGUGGAGAUAGUAGGCGAUCUGCUAGUUGCAGCCGAUGGCUGCCUCUCUUCAAUACGCGAAACUUUUCUUCCAGACCUUAAACUGAGAUAUUCUGGCUACAAUGCAUGGAGAGGGGUCCUUGAUUAUUCAAACAAUGAGAAUUCAGAGACCGUAAUCGCACUCAAGAAGGCGUAUCCUGAUCUUGGCAACUGUAACUAUUUCGACAUAGGUUCAGAAGGCCAUGCUAUUCUCUACGAGCUGAUCAACCAGAGGGUGAACUGGAUUUGGUAUCACAAUCAACCAGAGCCAAAAUUUAAGGGAAACUCAGUGACAGCAAAGGUUAGCGGAGAUAUGAUUGAGGAUAUGUACGAAGCAGCAGAGAAGGUCUGGAUGCCAGAGCUGGUGAAAGUGAUGAGAGAAACCAAGGAGCCUUUCUUGAAUGCCAUAUACGACGCUGAGCCACUCGAUCAGCUCUAUUGGGACAACGUGGUUUUGAUCGGAGAUGCAGCUCACCCCAUCAGCCCUCAUGGUGGGAGGAGCACAAACAUGUCGAUAUUAGAUGCUGCAGUCCUGGGGAAGUGCCUCGAGAAAUGGGGCCCGGAGAAUCUGAGCUCGGCCCUCGAUGAGUAUCAGUCCAUUAGGCUGGUGGUGGCUUCGGAGCAAGUUCUGUUCUCACGGAGGAUGGGGCGCAUAAAGCAGCGUCUGCCCCUCCCUGAUCGCGACCUCUUUGACCACGCUGCAGCGAGUCGAGAAGAGAGCCAAGUGCUGCACCUGAGGAACAUACCUUAUUUCAAUCACAUUCCUCCCAUUCUUGCACCAGAUUGUAACAGUUCAUUGCAAUCUUGUAUUUUGUAACACCUUUGGUGUGUGUGAGAAAACUGGAUGAUUUUGGGUGGAAAAAACUGAAAUCAGUUGGAACUGACAUGAAUCAUGAGGAAUCCAUUUCCCACAAA